AUGAAUAUAACGGAAAAACCGACAGCGUUCUUCGUGUGCAAGUUUUUGUUCUUUUACUACAUUUAUAGAAAGCCGUUCCUUCCGUUUGACCCAUUGGUAUGCAAAAUAAACAAUAGGAAGAUUCCCCACGUGUGUGUCAUUCAAAUAUUAGGUCUAAGUCAUUACGGGCAGAGCGUCUGCUUGUAUGUGCACGACUUCUUCCCAUUCUUUUACGUUUUAAUACCCCCGGAGGAAAAAUCAAACACAAAUCUCGAGCUCCAACUAUGCCAAUUUUUUGAGGAACAAUAUGGCAAAGAAAAACAAGACAAGACGCAAAAUGUAUGCAUAUACAACAUCGAAAGGGUAAAAAAAAAAUGUAUUUAUGGUUACAGCGAAGAGCCAGAAGAGUUUUUAAAAAUAUACUUUCUAUACCCACACACAAUUAAUUAUUUCGCCAGUUUACUCAAAAAGAAGUUAUUUAAAAAUCGAAUUUGGGACCUGUACGAGGUGCAUAUCAGUUAUAUGCUCCACUUUCUGUGCAGCAAAAAUAUUUAUGGCUGUUCAGAAAUUUAUGUUGACAGAAAUGUUUUCUUUCGAAGAGAGUUUUUUAGCGAAAUAAAUUUUGAACAUAUUAAUAAAGAAGAAAAAUGGAAUGUGAAAAAUAAAUGCGACGUGGAAUGUAUACAGGGGAAUAAAUACUUAGACGUGAAUGCUCCAAGAUUUUUUACAGACAAGACGAAAAAUGUUAAUUUUUCGAGUUUAAGAAGAGGAACAUCAUGCGACAUCGAGUGUGACAUACGACAUGAACAUAUAUUGAAUCGUCAGAUUUAUUCCUAUGAGUUUGUAAAAUAUCGGAAAAAAUGGAGGGAAGAAUUGAACUUUGAUUUACCUAUCAAUUAUUUGGACUCCUUUGCGAAACUGUGGAUGAAGGAGAAGAAAAGGUGCCAAAGGAUAAACCCCCCUUUGGUGAAGGACAUUUUUAAUUUUGACGAUUUUGAAAAGGAGCGGAACUUUGCCUCGUUUGAUGUGCUGACGGAGAGGACGAAGAAGCUCUUUGCGGAUUUUUUGAAGUCGCUGGAGGGGGGCGUCCCGGUGGACGGGGUUAACAGUUAUGUGAGCGGGGUUAGCAGUCAUGUAAACGGGAUUAGCAGUCAUGUUAACGGGGUUAGCAGUCAUGUUAACGGGGUUAGCAGUCAUGUGGACGGGAUUAGCAGCCAAGCUAAAUCGGCUUGCGCCUACCUAAACGAAGCAGAAAAAGGCGACUUGAACCCACAUGGGGAAAACAUCCCCAGUAAGGGAGCAACCAAAAUGACGCAGGAAAAGAAGCUUGACGAGGGGAAGCGAAAACAUAUAGCUUCAUUCGAAAUUAACAAUAAGAGGAAGGAUAUCAUUAGGUAUGUUCAUACGAAGAAGCCACCGAAGAUAAGGGAGUGCUUCGCAAUUUUGAACAACCUGAAUGGGACAGAAAGGAAAGGGGAAGAUGAGGAGGGAACGAAAAAUGGCGCAGUAAUAAUUAACGAGACAAGCCUAAAAUGUGUAGGGAAAAUUUGCCAAAAGGGAUCAGUCCAGGAGGACGAUCCCCUCACCGCAUCAGACGGGAAGACGCACCAAAAGGAAGGGAAGAAAAAAAAAAUGAACAUCAAGUAUGGAAAUAUAUUUUUCCUUGAAAUUCUCACAGAAGUGAAAAGAGAAAAUCACAACUGUUCUAACUAUAGGGAGGAUGAAAUAAAGGCCAUAUUUUAUCUGGUCAGAGAUGAGAGACUUAUGAAUUACUACGAAGAUUAUAGUAACUGCAUGGGUAUAAUAGCUAGUCAGCCAUUCCCUGAUAUUUUCCCCUACUUGUUGAGCAAGCAGGAAGGAGCAGUUCCAAAAGGGAAACUCCACCCAGGGCUUGAAACAUGCAGCGAUGGUGCGUAUAUUCAUAGGGACCUGUUCGAGGGGCUACCUGGAGGGGACGACACGGAAGGGAUGAAACAUGCUCAAGAACAAGAAGUGGAAGAGGAAGAAAAAAAAAAACGGGGACUUCAUUUCGACGUAAACUACAGUAAUGUCAAUAUCCACAUCGCGGAAAAUGAAAAAGAUCUUAUAAAAAAGUUGAUCGAAAAAAUAAAUUUUUACUCUCCACUAAGUAUAGUGUCUUAUGAAAACGACAAGUACAAUGUUAGCUACAUAAAUCAGAGGUGUCUGGCACUAGACAUGGGUAGUUUUUACACACACAUUAGCAAGACAAAUGACCAGGAAGAAUUCACAGGGGUAAAUAAUGCGUAUAAUAAAAAUAUAAAAGGGAUACUUAUCGAAAGCUUGUAUAAAUUGUCAAAGGUUUCAAACACAUCUUUUGAAAAUUUGUGCAAACAUUAUUUGGAUGUGAAUUUGCCCUCCAUAAGUAGGUACACUUUGUAUUGCUGGUAUAGCUACGUUGGAGGGGAAUCACGAAAUGGUGGCAGAGGUGCAGGGGGGGGUGGUCUUGUGGGCAGUGUUGUUAGAAACGGUGUGAUCGGUGGAGAUCCCCCGUAUUACCCAUACAGGCACCUAACCGUGCGGUACCAUUUGAAGAAAGUUCACUUGCUCCUCCUCAUAUACGACACAAUCGGGUACUUGAAAAGUAAGAUGAAUUUUUGCAAAUACGUUCACGUAGAUUUAUUGUCCCUAAUAAACAGAGGGUCACAAUUUAUUACUGAAUCCUUUCUCGUGAAAUUGUGCAUGCAGAAUGGCUUCCUUAUGUACUCUCCCUCAAAGAAGGAGAUAAUGGAGCAGAGACCUAUUUUACACUUCCCUUUGGUGCUGCAGCCGAAGAGCUCCAUAAACUUUUUCCCCCUGAUGGUCUUCGACUUCCAAUCCCUUUACCCCUCCAUUCUGAUUGCGUUUAACAUUUGUUACUCCACCUGCUUGGGAACGCUGUCCUUCAGGAGGAGGUCCGAUGGGAAAACGUCAGAAGGAAAUCAACAGGACCAGCAGGGGCAGCAAAAGCUGGUAGAGAUAUCCUUGGGGAGGAGCAUCCCCGUGGAAGGUGUCCUCGAAGAGGGGGGGGUGCCCCAAUCCCGUGACGUCAACUGGUCUGGUGAUUUACUUGACGACUUGAAUGUCCAGAGGGAGACGGAGUCGACUGACCCUUCGGAUAACUCGAAUGGGGCGUCUAGCCACGUGGAGGAUAACCCAGACGAUGGAUCAAUCGACGGGGGAGUCGACUACUUCCAAGGGGGAAUAACGUCCCCCGAGUGUGAACCUUUUUCUAAGGAAUUAUGUAGCUCCUCCAAUGGAGGGCCAAAAGCGGGGGACGUUAUUCCCCCGUCCAACCGUCCAGAGACAAGCCACCCAAGUGAAGAAAAAAUUUCUGCGUUAGGGGAAAACCUCCCCAAUUGUGAAUUCAUAAGACUAGGAGUGAGGAAGAACCCACCGAAUGUAAAUAACUUAGUGAAAAAGUUAAGAAGGGAUGAUAUACUCAUAACAAGCAACAACACUGUGUAUGUGAAGAAGCAUAAGAGGAAAGGAAUCUGCACCAUUUUAAUGGAAGACCUUUUAAAGACAAGAAUAAUGAUGAAGAGGUGUAUUCAAAUUUAUGAUAAGAAAAAAGGAAAAAGGUUAGAAGAAAGAAUGGGGAAAUUAAAAAUGAUACUAAAUGUGGCCACAGGUUAUAUAGGAGCUAACUUUUCAGGAAGGAUGCCAUGUGUGGACAUAUCAGAGAGCAUCAUUUGUACUGCAAAGAAUUCGCUCCUUUAUAUUAUAGAAUAUAUAAAGGAAAAUUAUGGGUAUAUUAAAGUUGUCUAUGGGGAUACAGAUUCCAUUUUUUUGUUAAACGAAAAGAACGAUAUUAGCUACACUUUUAGGAUAGCCCAAGACAUUUUAAAAAACGUGAAUGGCAUUUUGCCUUCUCCCAUGUAUUUAGAUUUUGAAAAAAUUUAUUGCCCCUCCCUUUUGAUGACCAAAAAGAGGUACUUUGGAUUUGCUUACAAAAAGGAGAAUGAUGAGAAACCUACGUUGCAGCUUAAAGGGGUGGAAAGCAUGAGGUCAGAUCAGUGCAAUUUAGUGAAGAAUGUUCUUCUGCAGGUAUAUUUUAUGUUUUACUAUUUUAGGAAUUGUUGUUACUUGUCCUCCUGUUGCUGUUGUUGUGCCAUGUGUAGGAACUUUUUCCCCAAUUUUGUGUGCUCCUGUAGGGAGUUCAACGUGCAUAGGACGUCCCCAUGUUUCUUGGCGGAGACGGUGGAGGCGAUUCUGCGCGUGUGGGGGAAGGGUGAGCAUAUGGAAAAGGAUGCCCUUGUAGAGGUGGAAGCGAGUUUUGGGGAACCCCAAACGGAGGAACGAAAAAAUAAAUUAUACGACCUCCUCAUAGGCCUUAUAAGCAGCGAUAAGAAUAACGCCAUCCUCAAGUGCAUAAAUUAUUUGUACAAAGAAAAGUUCGCCUUUCUGUGGGACAUAUUUACCCACUUUGACGUGUCUCUUUUCAAAAUGGAAAUAGAAAAAAUGAUCGAACAGGAUUAUGAGAAGAUUAUUAACCAGACAAAUGACUGUUGUAUUAUGAACCCAAAUAAUAUAACAAAAAUUUGUCUCUGUGUGAAGGAAAUAAAUGCAAAGAAGAAAUGCGAUAAGGGGAAAUGCUUCUGCAAUGUUAAGCAAGCUUUUCUGUUCUUCCCUCCCAAUGGAGUUAGCGAAAGUGGGACGGGCGCUGUCUUUGGCAUGAAAGCAUUCUACUCCCACCUGAGCAUAAACAUAAAGAGAGUACUACGUGAUUUAUUUAACAGAAUAUAUGGCGAUAAAAUUUCUUAUAAUAAUUUUAUUAUAUACAAGAAAGUGAAGUUGGGAACGUACAAAGGUGAAUUGGAGUGGAACGAAAGGAAAGUACCCCUGCCGCCUCAAGCAGUUGUGGCAAAGAAGCUUCUAAAAAUGAAUCCCCAUUUGGUCAUUACUUAUAAGGAGAAGAUUCCUUUUGUGGUUACGAAAAAGUUGAAGGAGGAUAAAAUUUACGACUCCGUUGUACAUCCUUCCUGCAUCAGGGGUAUUUACAAUUGUGCUAGGGGGGUUCCCACAGUGGACACGCGAACGGGGGAACGGAACCUUCCAGGUGACGUGUCCCCCCCGCAGGGUAAUCAACUCCUGCGUAGCAAAUUCCCCCAAUAUAAUCAAACGAAAUUGAAAGAAAUAAACUUCGACUAUUAUAUUCAAAAUUUGGUUAUACCCCCUUUGAAGAGAAUGCUGGAUUUGCUCCCCUACGGCUCGCCCAAUUUAGAGGAAAUUUUUUACACAACGAGGAGGAAGUACAACUGGGGAAAAGCCAAAAUUGGACUUUUCAAGAAAAAUGCAGAGAAGCUUGAUAAAAGUCCGUUAAAGCGAAACGAUCUGUCCAACGUAGGAGGAAACACAUCCGAGGGGUGGAAAAGGGUCGAAGGGGGAGGGGGACAUGGUGAGCCGCUCCUCCAGCGUGAACCGUUCCACCACGACACGGCAAACGGUAAAGUAAAAACGGGCGACGCAGAAAACGCCAAGGCUAGGACACAAAUAAUUCAAAGUUAUGCAGACGUGAGCAGGUCACAGAAUAUGGUUAAGCGCCUGAACAAAAUUUGCGCCCAUUGUGCCAACUCCGAAGUGGAGGCGUUGGCCUGCCAGUACGCGGUGCACUGUGAUGUGUUUUUUAAAAAGGUCAUUUUGCAGGAACACAUUUCGAAGGGUGAGGAUACGAUAAGAAGUUUGCUGGGUUCCCCUGGGGGGGGUAAGUAA
Messenger RNA from Plasmodium coatneyi, 5688 nucleotides. Its product is annotated as DNA polymerase. The record is from RefSeq and is a predicted model, not a curated record. Gene Ontology annotation, molecular function: nucleotide binding; DNA-directed DNA polymerase activity; DNA binding. Lineage: Eukaryota; Apicomplexa; Aconoidasida; Haemosporida; Plasmodiidae. The coding region runs from base 1 to 5688 and encodes 1895 amino acids. Gene Ontology annotation, cellular component: zeta DNA polymerase complex; nucleus. Gene Ontology annotation, biological process: error-prone translesion synthesis; double-strand break repair via homologous recombination. The transcript has 4 exons.